AUAUACGACAGGUAUAGCUAAGUAAUACAUACCGAGUAGACAAUCGCUGUAUAAAAACAUGUAUUCCUCAUAACAAUAGACAAAAAAGCGACAAAAAUAUAGUAAUUUUUUUCUGUUAACUCAUCCAAAAACUCGUAUAAUAAUAGUAUUUUGUAUAACAAAUAUAUAUUAAACUCAGAAAUGGCUGUUAGUUGCGGUGGAUCUGUGAUUAAAAUUGUAUUAUUUGUGUUCAACUUCAUCUGGGUGUUAUGUGGGGCGGCCAUCAUAUACCUGGGCGUUCGGGUUAUCCUAAAAUACACGCCCGAUGUGACUGAUGUGGUGAAAGAGACCCCGGCAUAUUCAGCGAUAGUGCUGUUAGUGGCGGGAGGGCUCAUACUAGUGGUCAGCUUUUUAGGCUGUUGUGGUGCUAUCCGUGAGAGCUAUUGUAUGCUUAACACCUACGGCGGACUCGUAUUCCUAUGUCUGGCAGCACAGGGUGUCGGCGCUUAUAUGGCCAUCAAAUACAACCACGAUUUGGAGCAAUACGUGAACAAAGGCAUUAAGUCAGCACUGGAUGCCUACAAAUGGGAGUUACCCGAGGAUGAGGCCACCAAUCGUGCCAUCAAUGAGUUCCAGAAGCAGUUGCAGUGCUGUGGAGGCAAAGACAGAUACGACUGGAACGGGGUUUAUGGCAAACCAGAGGGUCUAUUCCCGGGGUCAUGUUGCAAGGAAAACGCUAAUAAAGUGGAUGGCAAGUGUAUCGAAAGCAAUACCUGGGAUAAGGGCUGCACUAAAGCCCUAAUCGACUACAUGAAGCUAUAUCUCGGAAGUUUAGGCUAUAUAGCCAUCGGCGUGGCUGUGGUGGAGAUCCUGAUCGUUAUAUCUGCCUGUUGUCUGUCCCGUGAUAUCAAGAAUAAAUACGCCACGUAUUCCAACCCUAAGGCCCGGGCCUAGAGCAACGGUAUGUGUACCCAACGGUAUGGUCUACAUGUAUCAUAUAGCGAGCCUACAAUUAACACACG
Oppiella nova is the source of this 1001-nucleotide messenger RNA. Lineage: Eukaryota; Metazoa; Arthropoda; Arachnida; Sarcoptiformes; Oppiidae. The record is from the annotation of a GenBank genome assembly.